CGCCCGUCAUGGCGGCGCGGGCGGCGCUGGAGGUGGCGGCGGCGGCGGCGGCGCGGGACGUGGUUCUGUACGAGCACGACCGGAGCCGCUUCUUCCGCCUCGCGGGGCUCUUCUGCGCCAGCCAAGGGAUCUUCUGGGCUUACCUGGCUCAUUACGCCUUCACGGCGCUGCGCCCGGUGCCCGGUCCUGCUGCCGGUACCGGGGCCGAUGACCCGCUGAGACCCCGCGACAACAAGUGGCGCUUUGGGUUCACGGCGUCCUGCCUGACCGUCGGCUCGCUGACGGUGGCCGCGGGCUGGCUGCUGCCGCUGCGCUCGGUGGCGCGGCUGACGCUGCUGCGGGGCGGCACCGCCGUGAGCAUCGGGACGCCGGGGCCGCUCGGUAUCGGGCACCGAACGUUCACGGUGCCGCUCCGGGACGUGUCCGGUGCCGCUCACCGGAGCGAGGCCGCGGCCGCGGUGCCCAUCCGGGUGCGGGGCCGCCCGUUCUUCUUCCUGAUGGACAAACGGGGAAAGCUCCGGGAGCCGCGGUUGUUCGACGUUACCGUGGGGGCGGCCAGGAAAUGGUAGCGACACCGGGACAGUGAGGGGACACCGGGGUGGGACAAACGUGGACAACUCCGGGAGCCGCGGCUGAGCGGUGUCACGGAAAUUAUAGGGGACACCGGGACACGGAGGGGACACCGGGACAGAGGAGGGGACACCCGGACAUUGGGGACAUAGAGGGGUGUCAUGGAGGGGACACGGUGCUGGUGGCACCCCCUGGCACCCGCUAUCACCUGAUGCCACCUGUGGUCCCUUCCCGCCAACCGGUGUCACGUGAUGUCACCCGGUGUCCCCAGUGCCAUCUCCUGUCCCUCCCACCCCCCAUGGGGACAGCGCCGUUGUCACAAACUGUCCCAAAUUGUCACAAACUGUCACAAAUUGUCCCAGACUGUCAUAAACCAUCCCACACUGUCCCCAUCUGUCCCCUGUCACCCCCAGAAUAAAGCGGGAAACCCCCGGCUCUCUGAUUUAAUUCA
This is a messenger RNA of Zonotrichia leucophrys gambelii, 1021 nucleotides long. RefSeq names its product transmembrane protein 223 (gene TMEM223). The coding region runs from base 9 to 569 and encodes 186 amino acids. Gene Ontology annotation, biological process: nervous system development. Gene Ontology annotation, cellular component: mitochondrion. The transcript has 2 exons. NCBI's taxonomy places the organism in Eukaryota, Metazoa, Chordata, Aves, Passeriformes, Passerellidae. The record is from RefSeq and is a predicted model, not a curated record.